AUGUCCAUUGAAGAAGACUCGAAGCACGACGUGGUCCGCGUCAAGACUAUGGGCGGCCACACCAUCACUGCCACGGAUGUGGUUGAAGCCACAGCUGUACCAUUACAAAGGUUGAGCAUUAUAGCCGAAAUGUCGUUUUAUCGCACGUAUUGCAUUGCCAUUCGUGUACCCAAGGGCGAAAUUGAGGAUUGUCUUAUCUACGACGAGGCAGAGAUGUACAAGUAUAUUCGAUUCACUGUGUGUGAUGAAGAAGAUGAUUAUCUUGUUAUUGGUGGAUGUGACCAUAAAGUUGGCCAAGAGCAAGACGCCCAAGAUCAGUACAAAGAGCUCGAAGAAUGGGUAAGAGCUCGGUUUCCGUUUGCGGGUUCUGUGGAUUAUAAGUGGAGUGGUCAGAUUUAUGAACCUAUUGACUAUAUGGCGUUUAUCGGGAAGAAUCAGGGGCAAGAACAUACAUAUGUCAUUACCGGUGAUAGCGGGAAUGGCUUAACGCAUAGCGUGCUGGCUGGAAGGUUGAUUGCUGAUGAGAUUGCAGGCAUCCAGAACCCCUGGACAUCGCUAUACAGUCCCAGUCGACUCGCCAGCAUCACAAAAUCGUUAUCUACCAUGGUGAAGCAUGACCUCCAGAUCACUACCCAAUACAAGCGGUACCUGCAAUCAGAUAUCAAAGAUAUCGAGGACCUGGCUCCGAAUUCUGGUGGCGUGGUACAUAAUGGCCUUGCGGGUCAGCAGCCAGUUGCCGUGUAUAAAGAUGGAAAAGGCAACGCACACGAGUUGAGUGCAGUUUGUCCGCAUAUGAAGGGUGUGAUGUGUUGGAAUGCGGCGGAGAAGAGUUGGGAUUGUCCAGUGAAUGGGAGUCGGUUUGGAUGGGAUGGAGUUUGUAUUGAGGGGCCUGCCAAAAAGGGGUUGACUGCUAUUAGUACAUAG
Molecule: messenger RNA, 924 nt
Organism: Talaromyces marneffei
Lineage: Eukaryota; Fungi; Ascomycota; Eurotiomycetes; Eurotiales; Trichocomaceae
Exons: 1
Coding region: 1-924 (307 amino acids)
Cellular component (GO): cytoplasm
Molecular function (GO): oxidoreductase activity; 2 iron, 2 sulfur cluster binding
Source: RefSeq, a predicted model, not a curated record